AUGGCAAAUGCCAGCGGGAAAAGAAUUGCAAAUCAAAAUGAAUCGACUGUGAAAACUCUGAGGCUCGGCAUGAUAUUGCCUACCCUCCUCUCCCUUGUGCUUCGUUUCCUAUUUAGAAAGAGUUCUCUUCCCCCUUCUAAAGGGUCAUUGGCUAUCUAUAUAGUCACUUUCUUUCCGGCGUUCUUCCUUUCCAAUUAUCUCAUCAAGCAAGGCUCACCUCGGCGCGAUCCAACAACCGGCACUUUAAUAUCCUCUGGCGAAGAUUUAAGUCAGCCUGGAGUAACAGAAUGGUGCUUUGAUAUUCUAUACAUCACUUGGGCAUGUCAAAUUGGUAGUGGGGCAUUUGGCGAAUGGUUUUGGUGGUUGUACAUGAUUAUUCCCUUAUACGCUGUGUUUAAGCUAUGGACAUCUGUGAUCUCACCUUUGGUUCUGGGAAAAGGGUCCGGCGGUCCCGCGGAAAGCACCACGGAAAAAGAGCCUGUAGGAAGCAAAAGACAGGAAAAACUCCGUAAACGACAAGAAAAAGGCGACCCUCGUGUGCGAGUACAAACAGGAAGAAGAUAA
This is a messenger RNA of Psilocybe cubensis, 564 nucleotides long. RefSeq names its product Transmembrane protein 208-like protein. Bases 1 to 564 code for a protein of 187 amino acids. Gene Ontology annotation, biological process: vacuolar protein processing. Gene Ontology annotation, cellular component: intracellular membrane-bounded organelle. The transcript has 4 exons. Lineage: Eukaryota; Fungi; Basidiomycota; Agaricomycetes; Agaricales; Agrocybaceae. The record is from RefSeq and is a predicted model, not a curated record.